Molecule: messenger RNA, 2323 nt
Organism: Paramecium sonneborni
Lineage: Eukaryota; Ciliophora; Oligohymenophorea; Peniculida; Parameciidae
Source: the annotation of a GenBank genome assembly
AGCACAUAAAUAAAAUAAAACACAAUGCUAUUAUUGUUAAUAAUUGGUGUAAGCGCUGUCAAUAUAACACAAUUCUCGGCUGAUUCUGCAGUAUAUUCUCCUUAAUUUUGUUUGAUACGUAAUUCAAAUAGAGAAGGGAAGGAGUGGUUAGAAACAAUCUUUACAUUGUCUGAGAAAGGACGAAUAUAUAAGAGUGUAGAUAAUGGAUAUAAAUGGAGUGAUGAAACAUCAAUAUUAGAAAAGAUGGGAAUAAAUGAUUGGUUUUAUGAGAUGUAAAUCUCACCAGCUAAUAAGGAAGUCAUAUAUGUAUUUGGUAAAAAUGGUACUGGAAUAAGGUCCGAGGAUUGUGGAUAACAUUACACGUGGUUUACAUUUCCAAUAAAUUUGACUGAUUUCAAAUUGAAUUCAAUGGAUGAUGAAUGGAUGUUGGCAUAUUCAAAUUGUGAACGAUGUCAUCCUCCAUUUAAUAAAGAUAUUCAUAAAUCUAAUGAUGGUGGUAAAACUUGGAAAUGGAUUCUCAGUUCUGCUAUGAUGGCUUCAUGGGAUAAACUUAUUGAUAGUGAAUUAAUUCCAGAUGAACGUAUUGUGGCAUGUCAUUUAGAAAAUAAUUAAAGCAGAGUCACAUAUUCAGACGAUUAUUACAAUUCAUAUAAAAUCAUUCAUAAUAAUGGAACUGGUUUCUUUUAAACUCAAUUUCAUAUGUUUGUCAUUUCUAAAUUGUCAUCUACUUAUAAAUUACAUGUUGCUCCAGCAUUUUAUGAUUAUGCUUAAAUGAUUAAUAUUUCUAUUCCAUUUGAUGAAUAAUACUCUUACACCUUAUUAGAUACUGAAUCUGAAUAAAUCUUUUUAUCAGUCUCUCAUAAUUAAACCAAUAAGAAAUUAACUAAUAUAUAUACUUCCGAUUUUUAGGGAUUCAAGUUCACUAUUUCUUUAUUGAAUAAUGUUAGAUCUCUGAAUACAGGAUAAUGUGAUUUUGAAAGGAUUGAAAGUUUAAGAGGAGUUUACAUAGCAAAUAUUUAUGAUCAUGAAAAACUUAAUGUAGUAAAAUAAGAAGUCGAUCUUGAGAAAUACAAAAAAACUGUAAUUACAUUUGAUAAAGGUGCUAUUUGGCAUCCUCUUAGAGCUCCUGAUAAAGAUGCAAAUGGAUAGAAAAUUCAUUGUAGUGGGGAUUGUUCACUUCAUCUUCAAGGGAGAAGUGUAAGUAAAAUUUAUAGAGAAUCUAAAGCUGUUGGAUUGAUAAUGGCAUCAGGUAAUGUGGGAUUAUAUUUGGAGGAAAAGAAUAUUAAUACUUAUUUCUCAAGAGAUGGAGGUUUAACUUGGUAUGAAAUUAGAAAAGGACAUCAUAUCUAUUCAUUUGGUGAUAGAGGAGGUAUAAUUGUUAUGGCAAAAGCUAAAUCUUUAACUAAUGAAUUAUUGUAUUCGUGGGAUGAAGGUUUAAAUUGGGAAACUCUUGUUAUUCCUAAAAUGAUUGUCACUUCUAUAACUAGUAGAAGUUUGUACAUUAACUUCAUUAUUACGGGAAUUGAUGAAAAAAGACAAGGAAUCAUUUUGAAUGUAGAUUUUACUACUUUACAUUAACGUACUUGUAGUGGUAUUUGGGAUCCCUUAGAUCCAGAUAGUGAUUACGAAUUUUGGAUACCUAAAAAUUAUGUUAAUCAUUAAUGUCUGUUUGGAUAAAAGUAUCGUUAUACUCGUAGGAAAAGAAAUGCUUAAUGUUUUAAUUAAUAAGAGCAUGAUAAAAUACAUUAUAUAGAUUCCUGUGAAUGUACUAUUGAAGAUUGGGAAUGUGAUUAUGGAUUUUAUCGUAAAGUAGAUGGUGGUCCUUGUGUACCUAUAGCCUCUUUAUUUGAAGAAGAUGAAUAUAUUGAUAUUUUGAAACCUCCUGAAAAUUGUACAGGCACCUAUAUGAAAUCUUUAGGAUAUAGAAAAAUUGUUGGGGAUUAUUGCACAGGAGGGUAUUGUUUAGAGUCAAUUUAUUUAGUGUUAAUUUGGAUCCAAUUGAAACACCAUGUGAAGAGGGAUUAUAAUAAAGCUUAUCUAAUUAGACUUAGUCUUUACCAUAAUUAUCAAUCAAGGAAGAAUAGAAAAAAUUGAAUGAAGAAAUCAAAGACAACAGUGUGAAUGUAAUUGGUUAAAAAAAAAACAAUCUAUCUAUAGGAUGGUUAUUGAUUAUUUUGAUUUGUCUUUUUGUAUUUGCAGCUUGGAAGAAAAUCAAAGCAAAUUAGAAUGAAGAACUAAAGAAAGAUUAUUAUUCUAAUUUUGAUAGAGUAGAACGUAUGAAUUUAAGAGAGGAUGAUUAUGAUGGUAUUUGAUUAUUUCUGGU